Messenger RNA from Balearica regulorum gibbericeps (East African grey crowned-crane), 762 nucleotides. NCBI's taxonomy places the organism in Eukaryota, Metazoa, Chordata, Aves, Gruiformes, Gruidae. The record is from RefSeq and is a predicted model, not a curated record.
AUGUUGCUCUUCUCCAAUAAACACAAGACCCCUGUCAGCACUUACACCGACUCGUACCGCCCGCCAUGCUCUGUCAAAAAGACCUACCACGAGCAGGAUCUACAGCCGCUCUGGAAAGAAAACAAGUUUGUGACCCAGGGAUUAACGAUGCCUCCAGCGCAAAAUCCGACAAGCCAAGGUCAGCCCGAGCAGCUGAUUAAGAUGUCAAUGCAGGAGUGCUACAGGAACACCAUUGCUGCCUACUGGCCCGAGAAGUACUGGCUGUCCAGGUCCAAAGAGAAGUACAACCCAGUUUUUGUCAAUGAGAACAAAUACAUCUGGAGAACAAGUCCCUACAACAGCAUAGCCUGGAAUAGGCACUCGUCUUACCUCCCACUCCUGCACAAGGAAACAAGGAUGGAGACCUUCCUGCACAGCAUACCUGGGCCAUACAUCCCAAAACCCACCUGCCUCAAUGAAUUUGAGAGGGAUAUGGUCGCCAACAUGUUGCACAGGCUGUCAUGCCACUCCCCACCAUCUCUGCAGCCUCUGUACACCAUGACGGGGAGGGGGCCCUACCAGGGCUACUACAGCCCCUGCUCUGGGCGCCACUACUGCCUGCGAGGGAUGGACUACUAUGUUGAUGGGGCCUCUGCCACCAGAAGGCAUCUCUAUGCGCUACAAGAGAGGGCUGAGUAUCCCGUGCUGCAGUUACAGCCCCAGAGCAGUGUUCUGUACCUCUGCACAUCGCCCCCAGCCAUCCUCCCUGUGCAGGAGCCCUAG